Molecule: messenger RNA, 3042 nt
Organism: Myxocyprinus asiaticus (Chinese sucker)
Lineage: Eukaryota; Metazoa; Chordata; Actinopteri; Cypriniformes; Catostomidae
Product: actin filament-associated protein 1-like 1
Exons: 19
Coding region: 117-2447 (776 amino acids)
Cellular component (GO): cytosol
Molecular function (GO): SH3 domain binding
Source: RefSeq, a predicted model, not a curated record
CCCCUAAUCAUAGCAGUGAGGACGGACUGAGAGAUUAACUACUAAAAGCUUGCAAAAGCAUAUUGUCUUAAUACCACAACUUAGUGGAACAGAGCUAAGCUUGUUGUUUUCUGAAAAUGGUGGGCCUCUCGUCUACUGUUGAAACAGGUAUGGAGCACCUGGUGAAGGAGCUGAGUCUGCUGCUGAAACUGCUGGAGAAUGAGAGUGUGAGUUCAGCCACAGCAGAGAAGAUGUGCGUGGUGCGGAACCUGGUCAAACAGCUGCAGCCAUCUGUGAAUGGAUCUGACUUUUUAUACAUGAACACAUCUCUCUAUGGAAAUGGUACCAGCUUUGUUGAAUCAUUGUUUGAAGAAUUUGGCCAGUUUUUAUAUUUAUCCUCAGAUUGUGACCUGCAGGAAUUAAGGGACUCCUCUGAGGAGAUAAAAGAUGUGGAGCAAAAAGAGACAUCCAAACACCUUCCCAAACAAUCGAGUCCUACAGACACACCUCCUCCCCUUCCUACCACACCUCCUCCUGAUGAUUACUAUGAAGAAGCCGUACCACUCGGACCGGGCACAAUGCCCCAGUAUAUAACCACACGCAGCAACUCCAGCCCUCCAAACUCAAUAGAGGAUGCUUAUUACGAAGACGCUGACAACAAUUACCCAACAACCCACCUGAAUGGGGCCUCCAAAAACUCCUAUAAUGAUUCAGAUGCGCUUAGUAGUUCCUAUGAGUCAUAUGAUGAAGAGGACGAGGAAGCUAAAGGCAAAGAGAGGAUGCACCAGUGGCCCUCAGAAGAGAGUCCCGUGGGCCAAAUGAAAGACUGUCGCAAAUGUGCUUUUAUGCUGCGCAAAAAACGCUUUGGUCAGUGGGCUAAGCAGCUAACGAUCAUCCGCGAGAACAGACUUCAGUGCUUUAAGAAUCCCAAAGAUCGUUCUCCACAUGUUGACAUCCCCCUGAAUCUCUGCAAUGUCAUCUAUGUGCCUAAAGAUGGACGUCGAAAGAAGCAUGAGCUUCGUUUCUCCAUUCCAGGAGGAGAAGCUCUAGUGUUAGCUGUACAGAGCAAAGAACAAGCUGAGAGCUGGCUCAAGGUCAUUCAGGAAGUUUGUAAUCUGGCAAGCAACACUAAUGGAAAAGAGAGUUCGUCCUCUCCUAUGAUACUGCGAAAACUAGAGCUGGAGAAGAUGAUGUCACCAGAUAAACAUACUUCAGAUUCUGACAGUGGAGCAAAUGGAGACAUUACACAAGAAAGCUGUGAGAAUGGGAAGGGCAGGAAGGGGACAUUCUCUGAGUUGACUGGAUCUAUGAGUCGAGCUGCUGGCAGGAAAAUCAACCGAAUCAUCAGUUUCUCCAAAAAGAAGCCACCCCUGCCAUGCGAGACCAACACGUUCUCCCAUCUAGAUGACAAUCCCCGUUGUGGCUACUUGAAUGUUCUGGUGAACCAGUGUUGGAAGGAGUGCUGGUGUAGUGUGAGAAAUGGAACUCUUUAUCUCCAUAAGGACAGAGGGGACAUUCACACCCAUGUUAACUUUAUAGCCCUUCAUGGUGUAGAAGUCUUACCUGGUCUUGGGCCCAAACACCCUUUUGCCUUCCGCAUCAUGCGAGGGAGUACAGAAGUGGCAGCUUUGGAGGCAAGCUGUUCUGUAGAGAUGGGCCGCUGGCUGGGGGUUCUGUUGGCAGAAGCAGGCAGUGCCACCACCCCUGAGGCACUGCAUUAUGACUAUGUGGACGUGGAUACUAUCAGCAGCAUCCAGAACGCAGCACGACACUCUUUUCUCUGGGCGACCUCCUCUAGCAGCGUCUCCACAGACCCGCGGACUUAUGACGAAGUUCCCUAUGAAAGUGUACUGGUCGACGAGACACAAUCUAAACUGAAGCGUUAUUCCUCUAUGUCCAGUGUAGAUACUGCAAAGGUUGACACACAGGUCAUAGUGAAGCGACAUGGUUCCUCUGUGAAUCAUAAUCGUAAAUAUGGAAAGAUAAGGGCAGAGGAAGAUGCAAGGCGAUAUCUCACUGAGAAAGAGCAGCUAGAGAAAGUAAAAGAAAUUAUCAGGAAGAGCCUGCUUUCACUACGCAGAGAAAAGAAGGAGGUGAAGGAAAGGCUGAAAGAUGCAACAGUAUGUGUGUAUGCAUCAGAUAAGCAUCAGAAAGCCAUGGAGCAGCAACUGGCCCAGCUGGAAGAAAGCUGUCGUCAGAAGGAAGCUGAGCGUGUGGACCUAGAGUUGCGGCUCACGGAGGUAAAGGAGAAACUGAAGAAGUCUCUGACUGGAGGAAUAUUGGGCGCACCUGUGGAAUUAGCCCCCAUAAAGGUCUCUGUUAAGAAAAAGGAACAUGUAUACAGUGACACAACUUUACCUGUCAACUGUUCAUCUGAAAUAAAGAAACGUUCCCCAUCUAUCUAUGCAUCCACCAAAGGAAAUGUCAUGCAGAAAGCUAAGGAAUGGGAGUCAAAGAAGGGGAUGUAAUUAUACCGCUGUUGUCAAGGUUGUCUGAGGAUCCGUGGUUUGGCUGCCUUCAAGUUACAAAGUGUUAAAGCAAAAACAAAGAGCAAGUCAAAAGGAGAGAUUGCAUACAUGAAGGCUCUGUUUGUCCAAACAUUGCACUUAUUUUUUUUUUUAAUUAUUUGAGAGGACAAUAAAACAACCGUGUUAAGGAAAUUUUGCUCAUAUAUUUGGUGGUAGUCUGUAUGUGAAUAAAAAUGAAUGAUAAACAAUCGCAUAAAAGACAAUAAGGAUAAGGGAAUUUUUCAGAAACAACGUGUUUUGUAAACAUCUGUCUGUUAAUAUAGAAGGUGAAAUGUGUGCCUGACUUACAAUUCUGUGAAAUUGUUGUUUUAUGCUUUAACCAUUGGAUAUUGGUUCCUGUUUAUUUCUAUGUGCAGUACUGAGAUAAAGUGUAAACAUUUUUGUAUGCUAUGUAAAACUGAACUACAUUCAAAGGAUUACCCCCUUUGUUAAACACAAGGGCACUUAUUUUACCAAAUUUAUUUAUUUCGACUUUGUAAAUAAAUCCAGUUUAAUGGAAAUGUUUUAUUUUUAUUUUAUUUUAUUGUAACAGUAA